Molecule: messenger RNA, 2268 nt
Organism: Knipowitschia caucasica
Lineage: Eukaryota; Metazoa; Chordata; Actinopteri; Gobiiformes; Gobiidae
Source: the annotation of a GenBank genome assembly
AUGCAUUUAGAGCGCAUCGAAAAUACUCAGUGGUUUGAGGACAACAGUCAGGAGGACCGUGUACUUCUACCUCACAGAAUAUGUUGGAGAGUCGCGGCUGUCACUGCUCGCCUGUUAUGGAGGAGUCCAGUACCUCCUCAUUAUUGUUUUCCGAGAGGUCAAAUCUUGCCGAGUGUUGUCAACAGUCACGGGCUAUUCACGAGUACAAGGUUGAUUGUGAACAGGUUCAGUACAACACCACCGAACACAGAUGUGAGCUAUGAGGAGCUAAUGCAAAUCGUGCAGGGUCAAAACAAAGCUGUGAUCAUAGAUGUUCGGGAGCCAUGGGAGCUCAGGGAGUAUGGCUCUAUCCCAGGAUCCAUCAACGUGCCCUUGGGUCAGAUAAACACUGCUCUUCGGCUGGAUGCAGACGAGUUCAAGGAGAAGUACGGAGAGGAAAUGCCAUUGCCAACGGACAGCAUAGUGUUCACCUGUUUGGCAGGAGUGCGGAGCAAGACCGCACUGGACACCGCCGUCUCUCUGGGAUACGAGAGUGUUCAACAUUUUCCUGGGGGAUGGCAAGAGUGGAAGACGGUUCAUGAACCAGGCAUCCUCUAUGAGAGUAUAAAACCAGUCCCAAUCAUGAGUCGCAGUCCAGAAAGAAUUUCCUCCUAUCGCCGGCAUUUUGAGGAGGGGGUGAGCUCAUGCUACCAGGUGCGAAUGUCCAGUCCAUCCCCCGUCCGGAGAGCAGGCUCUGCGCGCAUGGAGUCAGCGGGACGUGCCAUGUCCUCUGCCCGCAGGCCCCGUAUGACUGGAACCGGUGUGGGUGGUGGAGCCCUUGUUUGUUUGGGGCCAAAUGGACAGCCUCCAAUGGAUUUGGAUGUAGCUGCCAUUGAAAACCAGGAGUUCAAAGACACCCGCAACAAUGAGAGACAGGAGAUGAUUGUGCUGAAUGACCGACUGGCUGUCUAUAUAGAUAAGGUCCGAUCCCUGGAGCAGCAAAAUAAACUCCUGGAAGCCGAGAUAGAAGCCUAUCAGAACCGCUUUGUGAAGCCAUCUGGUCUGCGACUGAUGUAUGAAGAACAAUUGAGAGAGCUGAAAAAAAUUGCUGACCAAAUGAAAGCUCAAAGGGCCAUUGCUUUUGCAGCCAAGGAUUCCACAGCUGAGCAGCUGGCAGCAAUGAAAGUAAAAUACGAGGAAGCCAUUGAGUUAAGGAGGAAAGCUGAAGCAGAAAUUGAAGCCUUCCGCCCUGAUGUUGAUCAAGCCACCUCCUCACGCAUUGCAUUAGAGAAGAGACUUGAGCAGUUGGAAGUGGAAAUUGAGUUCCUAAAACGUGUUCAUCAACAGGAAAUUGAAGAGCUGAUGAAGCAAAUUUAUGCUGCUCAAGUGUCAGCCGAGACUGCAUUCUCUCUUCCGGAUUUGGCUGGAGCUUUAAAACAAAUCCAGACCCAAUAUGAUGACAUUGCUGCAAAAAAUCUGCAGGAGAUGGAUUCUUGGUAUAAAAAUAAGUUUGAGGAUAUCACCAAAAAGACAUCCCGACAUGUGGAUCAUGUUCGAAGCUUUAGAGAGGGGAUAGGGAGCGCCAAAAAAGAUAUUCAAAAUAAAGAACGUGACUUGGAAGCACUCAAAACCAAAAAUGAAGCUCUUGAAGCCAAAAUUCGUGAGAUGCAAGCAAAGUACAGGGAGGAACUGGAAGCACUGCAGGCCCGAAUUGAGGCUUUGCAGAUUGAGUUAAAAACCACUAAAGAGAAGAUUGCUCUGCACCUUCGCGAGUACCAGGACCUGCUAAAUGCUAAAAUGUCUUUGGAGAUUGAAAUUACAACUUACAGGAAACUGAUUGAGGGAGAGGAUCUGCGUCUGGCUGGCAUGAUGCAAACUUUGUCUCUUUCCGGCUGUAGCAUGAGUGCCAUUGGUUCUGGGAUGAGCUUCGGCGAAGGAGGCAUAGGCGGCGUAGGUGGAACUGGUGGAGGUGUUGGAGUUAGCUAUGGAAGCUAUGGUGGUGGAGCCUUGAUAGGUGGCGGGGCCAGUUCUGGGGCGAGAAUGGGCGUCACAGGUGCUGAGGUGCUGGUUCAUCUGCAGAUACUCAUGUCGGAGGAGUUGGUGUAUUUAUCUCUGGAGCUAGGGCCGCAGUUUCUGAGCAUUGAGCCCUAUGCCGAGCAGGCUGUGGAGGUGACAGAGAGAAGGACAGUUCUUAUUAGAACAGUUAAGCAUGCCAAUGAAGUGCUGGAGAUGGAUCAUCAGGAACAGACCUACACCAUCAGCGGUGCAGCCGACUCUGACAAUGAAUAA